AUGACCCCUUCCACAUGUGUUGCAACUGUUGCACCAACCAUGGACUAUUCGGUUCCUAGACGUAGCUCGUUUAAGCUGCUCUAUAUGGAAAAUAUACCCAGAGAAGCUUUGCUUACUGAAACAUUAAAGCUUCCUAAAGAACGUUCAAGUAAACCACUUUAUUUGGACUCGCCAAUUAAGAAGUCAUUCCCAGAAACUGACCAAUCCAAAGUUACUAUUGACCCAUUACAUGAUAUCCUUUCCACUAGCAAAAGGAUGAUUGAACAGUACAUUGUACAAUUACCAUUUGCCAACGAAUCAAAAUCUAUUUCAUCAUCUACGCGUCCAAAGACUCCUAGAAAGACAAUGUCAAAUAAUCUUAUUGAAACUCCAUCAAGAGGCCAGAAACGUACUCGUCCUUCAGAAAAGGAACAAGAUUUACGAAACACGUCUAAUGCAAUGGCGUUUGAAUCCCCAAUACCCAAUAAAACAAUCUUCUUUUCUCCACAUCAUCAAGGCUCAACGAAACAGGUUUCUAGAAAGUCUUCCCAAUUAUUCCAAUCAACCCCUGCAUUCAAAGACUUCGGUAUACUGAAAAAGCAAAGUCCUCUGAAAUUAUUAAAAUCUGACUUGGCUUCCACGUUAGAAUUCAGUCAACUUGUAAUUCCUUCUUCUGAACCAUUAGCAUCAACCCCUAUGAAAGAAUAUGCACCAUUUUCAUACACUCCAAUGGAUAAGAAUGACAAUCAAGAAGAAGAGAAUUAUGACGAGUUAGCAUGCCAUGCCGACAACAUUCUUCGUAUGGCUGUAGAUUCCACCAUGUUGGGUUCUUCAUAUAAUGCCAGUCUUUCCUCUAAUUAUUCAGUAGGUCCAAAUGAUUCAAUGAAUGGAAUUUUAUCAAGAAAGAAGAAUAUGGAAGUGUUUGACGAUAAUGAUCCAGAAAGAAGUUUACUUGAAAUUAAAAAAGCCAAGUGGGGUCAACUUAGUAGAGAAAAGGCAACCAAGAUUGAGAUUAAUGCCGAAGAUUUACAAAAUAUUCUUGGGGAUUAG
Molecule: messenger RNA, 1029 nt
Organism: [Candida] anglica
Lineage: Eukaryota; Fungi; Ascomycota; Pichiomycetes; Serinales; Debaryomycetaceae
Source: the annotation of a GenBank genome assembly